CUGGGCUGUGAUGCUAUGACGGUCUCCCAUUGGCUGGGCUGUUGCCUGGGUAGGAGAUCUUCCUCCUGCUGGGGUGGUUAAAAUGAGCCCUCUCCUGUUGGUCUAGGAGUGUGUGGGGUUAGAACUCCCCGUGCUGGUCCUAACUCCAUUUCAAACGAGGGUUCCUUUAUUUUCACAGUAGGGAGUUUUAAUUGAGGUUCUAGAAAAGAUUUGACAUUGAUUUGUUGUUUUAAAUCAACCCAGUAAUCUAAAGAAAGCUCACAGUGUUCAUUCAGUAGGUAAGAUCAGCACCUUUGCAGACUAGUGAAGAAAGCAUACUCUUAGAAGUUCAUAAAUUUUAAAUGCUUCCCGUUUCUGUAAAGAAUUGUGUUUAAAAAUUUUAAUCUCUGUUUCAUUCUUUCGACACUGUUUUGCUUCCGUUUGGCAUAGGACCUUUACUAUGGUCUUUACCAGAACCUUAGAAGUGAAGCAGAUAUAACGAAGUGUUUUCUUAUUGUCUCUCUUUUUAAAAGUAGAAAUGGAGGGGAAAAUGGUGUAUUAAACGCGGCAGCGAUGCGGCAGACCCUAGGAGAACCAUGGCCACAUCCGGUGACUGCCUCCAAGGUGAACUGCAGGGAGAAGGUCACGUGGAGUGUGGUGACCAGGAGCAGCUCCAGGAGGGUGUGCAGCCGGAAGAGUUCGUGGCCAUUGCAGACUAUUCUGCCACUGACCAGACGCAGCUCAGCUUUUUGAGAGGAGAAAAAAUUCUCAUCCUGAGGCAGACAACUGCUGAUUGGUGGUGGGGCGAGCGUGCAGGCUGCUGUGGGUACAUACCUGCAAACCACCUCGGGAAGCACCUGGAGGAUUGUGACCCUGAGGACACGUGGCAGGAUGAGGAGUACUUCGGCAGCUAUGGAACGCUGAAACUUCACUUGGAAAUGUUGGCAGACCAGCCACGGACAACUAAAUACCACAAUGUUAUCCUGCAAAAUAAAGAAUCUCUGAAAGAUAAAGUGAUUCUGGACGUCGGCUGCGGAACAGGGAUCAUCAGCCUCUUUUGUGCCCACUACGCGCAGCCUAAAGCCGUGUACGCAGUGGAGGCCAGUGAGAUGGCCCAGCACACAGGGCAGCUGGUCAUGCAGAAUGGCUUUGCCGACAUCAUCACUGUGUUCCAGCAGAAGGUGGAGGAUGUGGUGCUGCCGGAGAAGGUGGACGUGCUGGUGUCCGAGUGGAUGGGGACCUGCCUGCUGUUUGAGUUCAUGAUCGAGUCGAUCCUGUACGCCCGGGACGUGUGGCUGAAGGAGGGCGGGGUCAUCUGGCCGACCACGGCCGCGCUGCACCUGGUGCCCUGCAGCGCCGACCGGGACUACCGCAGCAAGGUGCUCUUCUGGGACAACGCCUACGAGUUCAACCUCAGUGCCCUCAAAUCUUUAGCAAUUAAGGAGUUUUUUUCGAAGCCCAAGUAUAACCACAUUUUGAAACCAGAAGACUGUCUCUCGGAGCCGUGCACGAUAUUGCAGCUGGACAUGAGGACUGUGCAGAUCGCGGACCUGGAGACGAUGAAAGGCGAGCUGCACUUCGAGAUCAGGAAAGCCGGCGCGCUGCACGGGUUCACGGCCUGGUUCAGCGUGCGGUUUCAGAGUCUGGAGGAGGACGAGCCCCAGCUGGUGUUGAGUACAGGCCCCUUCCACCCAACCACCCACUGGAAGCAGGUGCUCUUCAUGAUGGACGAGCCUGUCUCCGUCGUCCCGGGGGACGUGGUCACGGGCUCGGUUGUGUUGCAGAGAAACCCGGUGUGGAGGAGGCACAUGUCCGUGGCGCUGAGCUGGUCUGUCACUUCCACGCAAGACCCCACGUCACAGAAAGGCGGAGAGAAGGUCUUUCCCAUCUGGAGAUGACAGCUGACGCUCUGUGGGGAGCGGGGAGCUGACGCUGCAGGAAGGAGCCUGAGCGAUGAAGACGCCCUGGGACAGGAGCCCCCGCCUCGCUGCCUGGCGGGCGACAGCACCCGCCUCUGCGGGCUUGGUCCCGUCGUCAGAGUCAUCUGCCGACCGCGUCGGGCUCGGCGGGAAGUCCCUCACCACCGUCACUGCCUGUGUCCGUCCUCUAGAAGUAGGCUGUGUUUGCAGGUGUCCACCAGUGGUGUCCACAGUGCUGGCUUGUGGGUGACUUGGUGGCACAGUGUCCCUAGCUAGGUCUAGUUCUAAACUCGUAGGACACACACACAUCACCCUUGUCGUCCUGUGAAAGUGACUGUUCAUGCAUCGUGUGUCGUGGUGUCCUUGCUGCCCUGCCCCCCCCCCCCCACCAUGCAGGACAUGGGGCUGUCCCAGGCCGUGCGGGCCCCGGAGCUGGCCGUGCAUGUGACGGGACUCUGCAUGGGUAGUACAGUCGUAGAGAUGUCUUCCAGAUCCGUUCUGUGUCGGCACAUCGCACAUGCACAAUAAAUAUUUUUUAAUAAAUGAUGUUGGUGUGUAA
This is a messenger RNA of Enhydra lutris kenyoni (northern sea otter), 2457 nucleotides long. Its product is annotated as protein arginine methyltransferase 2. Bases 576 to 1877 code for a protein of 433 amino acids. The record is from RefSeq and is a predicted model, not a curated record. Gene Ontology annotation, molecular function: protein binding; protein-arginine N-methyltransferase activity. Lineage: Eukaryota; Metazoa; Chordata; Mammalia; Carnivora; Mustelidae. Gene Ontology annotation, biological process: peptidyl-arginine methylation. Gene Ontology annotation, cellular component: nucleus. The transcript has 10 exons.